This is a messenger RNA of Eubalaena glacialis (North Atlantic right whale), 463 nucleotides long. RefSeq names its product ribosomal protein L39 (gene RPL39). The record is from RefSeq and is a predicted model, not a curated record. The coding region runs from base 163 to 318 and encodes 51 amino acids. Lineage: Eukaryota; Metazoa; Chordata; Mammalia; Artiodactyla; Balaenidae. Gene Ontology annotation, biological process: translation. Gene Ontology annotation, molecular function: structural constituent of ribosome. The transcript has 3 exons. Gene Ontology annotation, cellular component: ribosome; cytosolic large ribosomal subunit.
GAGCGUGUGCAGAGAGCGGCCGCCAGGGGGCGUUGGUUGGCGCACGGCGUGUCCUCCCCAAGCCCCGCCCCCGGCGGCGCCUUCUAAACACGUCCUUCCGCUCGAUUCCUCCUCUUUUUCUCUUGUCCGCCAUCCUAUGUGCGGUUGGAUUUGCUCCUCGUCAUGUCUUCUCACAAGACUUUCAGGAUCAAGCGAUUCCUGGCCAAGAAACAAAAGCAGAAUCGUCCCAUUCCCCAGUGGAUUCGAAUGAAAACUGGUAAUAAAAUCAGGUACAACUCUAAGAGAAGACAUUGGAGAAGAACCAAGCUGGGUCUAUAAGGAGCCUCACAUACGAAGUGGCACACAUAAUCAGAACAUCACUAGUGUCUGGAACAGCUGCCUGUGUUUGAUGCUCUCUCCUCUUUUCUUGAUCUUUCCUCACCACUGCUCACUGUGUAGCUCAGUAAUAAACAUGUGAACCUUU